This is a messenger RNA of Centruroides sculpturatus (bark scorpion), 2188 nucleotides long. Its product is annotated as failed axon connections homolog. The record is from RefSeq and is a predicted model, not a curated record. The coding region runs from base 1152 to 1763 and encodes 203 amino acids. The transcript has 6 exons. Lineage: Eukaryota; Metazoa; Arthropoda; Arachnida; Scorpiones; Buthidae. Gene Ontology annotation, cellular component: cytoplasm.
UGUGUUAUUAAAUUGAUAUAUUAGAUAUUUUAAGGAAAACACUUCUUGUCUUUCUUUAUUACUUAGUUAUAUAUAGGUAGUUAUUAAUUAAAUUAUCUCUAUGUAGAGUGCUCUGUAGCUUCAUUGAAUAAGCUGAAUGGCACCAAAAUUUGUAUGUAGGCUAUAUAAGGCAUGAGGAGAAGGAUUGCAUGAAAAAAUUUAGUUCCAAAAUGUUCUGAUAGGGUAAAUAUGCUGCUCUUCAACAUAUAAUACCAUAUGGAGGAACACAAAGAAAUAAAUGUAAAAUACAGUUUAAAAUUUUUAUUAUUAUAACCUGAAUAUCAUUUAUUGUUUAUUCAUGAUGUUGGAAGAUGUCUCUGAUGUUGUCUUAGUCAGAAAGUCCAUACAAUCAUGUAAUACACAUUAUGCUCAAAUUGCAGAAUGCAACCCAUUUGGAGAACAUGUUCUGUUCGUGUCCUUUAAGGCAGCUAGGUUAGGGUCACUUCCUCAAAUAGACAUUGAUUUUGAGGUGCCCUUAAAGCCAAAAAUCAUAUGAUAUAAGAUCAGGUUAUUAUGGCCAUGGUAGUUACUUUUUUCAUGGCAUGACCAUGAAAAAAGUAACUAAUUACUUUGUAUUCAGUAAAAUGAUUUCAUAAAAAUUGUCACAUUUAUCUUCUGAUAUAACUCUAUCUUGCUAGAAAUUGUUUCAUCCAGACAUAUUUGUUGCAGUUAUGGAAUUUCAAAGCUAUGUAGCAUGUGAAGAUAAUGUGCUGUAAUGGAACAGGUUACUGAAAUGUGAUAUGAAGCCAUACCAAACAAUGAUUUUCAACCAAUAUAGAGGAAUUUGGUGGAUAACAACUGGGACUUAAGUCCAUAUUUGUCAGUUUUGAGUGUUGACUGCCCCAAUUAAGAUAAAAAUGGGUUAUUCUCUCCCAACAAAACAAUGCUCCAUUGAAAGGCAUUGUCCACUUCCAUUCUGGUCUAAAACAAUAGAGUGACUCUCAGUUUUAUUUUCAAGAUCAUUUUGAAGAAAUUGGUGGUGGUGAUUGAUUUUGAAACGUUUAGAGUAUAGUAAGAAAAAGAAAGAUGUUGUAAUAUUACAUCAUUUUUCAAGAUCUGUUGGUAUACCAAGUUUAUCCCCAUUUGUUUUAAAAUUGGAGACCUACUUAAGAAUGGCUAAAAUCCCUUAUGAGAAUGAUUUUUCUGGUUCCUCAACUGGACCUAAAGGCAAAGUACCAUAUAUUACAUUAAAUGGAAUGGAAAUGGGUGACUCUCAACUUAUAAUUGAAUUUCUUAAUGAAAAAUAUAACAUUAAUCUCAGUUCAAAUUUAUCAAAUGAACAAAAAGCGAUUGCUAGGGCACUCAGAAUAAUGGCAGAAGAUCAUUUUUUCUGGUGUCUUGUUCUCUAUCGAUGGUUUUUUGAUGAUGAUUGCAAUGUGAUAAAAGCUACAACGUGGUCAUUUCCACUUCGUUUAUUGCUUAUUCCUAUUAUUCGACGAAUUUUAAAACGACAAUCUUGGAAUCAUGGUAUUGGGCGACAUACAGAAACUGAAGUUAUGGAUAUGGCAAGAAAUGACAUUUUAGCAUUGAGUGUUUAUUUAGGAAAUAAAAAGUUUUUUAUGGGAAAUGAACCAUCAGAAGUUGACUGUGCCUUAUUUGGAUUUCUCGCUCAGUUAGUUUAUACUCGGAUGCCAGAAUUUGAAAAAUUAAUAAAUGAGGAUAUGAAAAAUAUUAAAGAAUAUUGCAAAAGAAUGAAGGAACGUUUUUGGAGUGAUUGGAAUUGAUUAAUUAUUUUCUUGCAUUUUUUUAAUUUGAUAAAUUUAUCUAAAAUUAUACAGUUUCUAUUUAAAGUUUUAAUUUUAUGAUGAAAAUAAGGUAAAGUAUAUAAUAUUUUAUCUGACAUUGAAAGGAGAUGUAAUUAGACAUUUAAUAUAUUUGAAAUUGCAAUAGAACUUUGAUUUUGUGAACUUUAUAAAAAUGAACAAAUUAAAUAACACAUAGUAUAGAAAUUAAAGAUCAGUUGUUUCAUAAUUAGAAAAUAAUUUGCAAUAUAUAUUGUAUUAAUACAUGUAAAAAGUAUGUAAAUAUAUAAAAUAACAUAGUAAUAAAGUAAAAUAUGUACUUUAAUGAAGUGUGUAAAAUAAGAAGGGGCCAAACAAAUACUGUAUCAUGCAUAAAACUGGUAGUCCAUAAAAACAGGAAUUUACUA